This is a messenger RNA of Perca flavescens (yellow perch), 1147 nucleotides long. RefSeq names its product Kv channel interacting protein 1 b (gene kcnip1b). Bases 352 to 1029 code for a protein of 225 amino acids. Gene Ontology annotation, cellular component: voltage-gated potassium channel complex. Gene Ontology annotation, molecular function: transmembrane transporter binding; potassium channel regulator activity; calcium ion binding. The transcript is spliced from 9 exons. Gene Ontology annotation, biological process: regulation of potassium ion transmembrane transport. The record is from RefSeq and is a predicted model, not a curated record. Lineage: Eukaryota; Metazoa; Chordata; Actinopteri; Perciformes; Percidae.
CUGCUGAGAGCACCAGAGCAGAGCUCCUCCACAGACCACAGCCGCAGGGCACGCACUGCAGCUCAGAGGAAAACCUCACAUAGAAAUAUACGCUGGAGGAGAAACUGCUACCUCACAAGACAGAAGAUAAGACAAAGAGGAAGAGAAGAGGUGGAUCCGCUUCAAGGACCUGAAGAUGUCUGAUCACAGAAACUACUGAGGCAGAUUAUUCUUUGCAAUAAGGAUCGCUCCCCACGCUAUAGCAAAAUCUCCUGAAAGGACAUUGUGGAGACACUUGCAAGCUCAAACCUUUUCUCUCCAUAUAUUGGAAGCCUCGGCCCCAUCUGCCCCCGCCUCGACCUCAACCUCAGGAUGGCUGGCUGUACCUGCCGCUGCAGGCAAGGCUUGCUCAAACUAAUGCAGUCCUUGCAGAGAUUGGUCUCAGGAACCCUCACAAAAGAUAGAACAGAUGAGGAGGUGGAGAUGGCAACGGUGUGCUACAGACCAGAGGGUCUUGACCAGUUGGAAGCCCAAACUAACUUCAGCAAACAGGAGCUGCAGAUCCUCUAUCGUGGUUUCAAGAAUGAAUGUCCAAGUGGUGUUGUAAAUGAGGAGACAUUUAAACACAUUUACGCACAGUUCUUUCCUCAUGGAGAUGCAAGCAUGUAUGCUCAUUAUCUUUUCAAUGCAUUUGACACUACAAACAAUGGCUCCAUUAAGUUUAAGGACUUUGUAAUGGGUUUGUCUACACUGCUGCGAGGAACACUGAGAGAAAAGCUUGAGUGGACGUUUCACCUUUAUGACAUUAACAAAGAUGGCUACAUAAACAGAGAGGAAAUGACUGAGAUUGUGAGAGCCAUUUAUGACAUGAUGGGCAAGUACACGUACCCUGCACUAAAGGGAGAUGUCCCGCAGCAGCAUGUGGAUGCCUUUUUCCAGAAAAUGGAUAAAAACAAAGAUGGAGUGCUGACUUUGGAGGAGUUUAUUAUAGCCUGCCAGGAGGAUGAAAUUAUGAUGAGAUCCAUGCAGCUGUUUGAAAAUGUGAUGUAGAUCAAGAGGAGAUGAUGGAAAACAUAGACAUGGAAAAUGAGAGGACUUGGUGUGAGUGUGUGAGUGUGUGAGUGUGUGAGUGUGUGUGUGUGUGUGUGUGUGUGUGUGUGUGUGUGUG